UCGGCUCUGAAUGUAGAUGCUCAGUUGGUCGGCGACCGAGUGAAAAAUCGCAAGUGAAAUCCGAGCUUAGCUGCGGUUACAGCUGCCAAGAGACGGCAAAAACCAACCAAAACAGCACCCCGCUUUCAUUGGCCUGGUGCAUUGCGUGACCUGCUGGUCCUCCUCGUUGGCUCGCGGUUCAUUCAUCUGGUAGCGCGCGGCGGUUGCCUGUGCGGUGCAUGCGCAGGGUUGAGGUGCACCCUGCGGCUCGGCCGGUCGUCGGCAGCGUCAGUCGUCGUCCCUCACGCACACCAUGAGGGACAAGGAGCACCUGCAGCCGCGGCCGACGUCGCCGGCGCCGCCCGUCGCCAACUCCUCGGCCAACCACCACCACCAGUCACCUUCGCACCGCAAACCCAUCCGUCUGCGCAACCUUCUCAACCAGUCCGAGACCUUCGACCUUCUGCACCAGCAAGUUGUUGAGCCGACGCAAUGCACGGAGAAGACAUGCAUGGGCAGCAUAAUGUCCAUCCCUGGUCGUUCGCCGACCAACCCAAGGACCAAAGAGGAAGUUCUGCGACUUGCCAGAGAAUUCAUGGAUCAAUACUUUGCCUCGAUCCGCAGGUUAAACAGCGCGGCGCACCAAUCCCGGUGGGCUCAAGUUUGCAAGGAAGUCGACGAGUCCCUCACGUAUCAGUUGACAAACACGGAACUCGUGUACGGCGCCAAACUCGCUUGGAGAAACUCGUCUCGCUGCAUUGGACGCAUUCAGUGGUCGAAACUUCAGGUGUUUGAUUGUCGCGGGGUGACAUCGGCGGGCGGAAUGUUCGAAGCCAUCUGCAACCACAUCAAGUACAGCACCAACAAAGGCAACAUCAGAUCGGCGAUCACCAUCUUUCCUCAGCGGACCGACGGCAAACACGACUUCCGCGUGUGGAACAUGCAGCUCAUUUCGUACGCUGGCUACAAAGAACUGGACGGCACCAUCACCGGCGACCCUGUCAAUGUCGAGUUCACUGAGGUUUGCACUCGACUCGGCUGGAAAGGCAAACACACGCGCUUUGAUAUUCUGCCGCUGGUGCUUUCAGCCAAUGGACACGACCCUGAGUACUUUGACAUUCCACCAGACCUAGUCAUGGAAAUUCCUCUUACACAUCCAACCUUUGACUGGUUUGGUGAAUUGGGUCUUCGGUGGUACUGCGUGCCGGCAGUGUCAGGCAUGCUCUUUGACUGUGGCGGUCUCGAGUUCACAGCGUGUCCUUUCAAUGGUUGGUACAUGGGCACCGAGAUUGGCUGCCGCGACUUGUGCGACUCCAACCGGUACAACAUCACUGAGGUGGUGGCGACACACAUGGGUCUGGACACCCGCAAUCCAGUCACUCUGUGGAAAGACAAAGCGCUGGUCGAGGUGAACGUCGCAGUGCUGCACAGUUUCCAGUUACACAACGCCACGAUUGUGGACCACCACACGGCGUCCGAGAGUUUCCUGAAACACAUGGACAACGAGCAGCGCCUGCGACGUGGAUGUCCGGCUGACUGGGUGUGGAUUGUGCCGCCAAUGUCGAGCUCCAUCACACCCGUUUUUCACCAGGAAAUGGCCCUUUACUACCUGAAACCCUCCUACGAGUAUCAGGAGCCGGCCUGGAAAACGCACGAGUGGAAGAAAGGCCGCGACUCGAGCAAAGGCUCCAAGAGCAAACCCAGCCGCAAAUUCCACUUCAAACAGAUCGCCAGGGCCGUCAAGUUCACGUCAAAGCUGUUCGGUCGCGCCCUUUCGCGCCGCAUCAAGGCCACAGUUUUGUACGCAACCGAGACGGGACGUUCAGAGAUGUACGCCAAGAAGCUGGGCGAGAUUUUCGGCCACGCGUUUAACGCACAGGUGUACUGCAUGCAAGACUACGACAUGAGCAGCGUCGAACAUGAGGCGUUGUUACUGGUUGUCACGUCCACUUUCGGUAAUGGUGACCCACCAGAAAAUGGCGAGGUAGAAAAUUUAUUCAGCACGUCAGGUUUACAAGCGUUCGCGCAGAAUUUGUACGCCAUGAAAAUGGACGAAGCGUCGGCCACAGGCGAAACGGACAGUAUCAGCAGAAUGGGCACCUCUAAGUCCUUCAUCAAGGCCAACAGCCAGGUGGACACGGAAAAGACGGUGGAAAAGAGGCCGCUUGAUCGUCUGGACUCGUUGCGUGGCUCCGUCAGUGACGUCAUGUCCGAGGACAACUUUGGGCCGCUAAACAACGUCAGAUUCUCCGUGUUUGCGUUGGGAUCGAGCGCCUACCCCAACUACUGCGCCUUCGGCAAAUACGUGGACAACCUGCUGGGCGAGUUGGGCGGCGAGCGGCUGAUGAAGUUGGCCACCGGUGACGAGCUCUGCGGACAGGAGCAAGCCUUUCGUGACUGGGCACGCGAGGUUUUCACCAUGGCUUGCGAAACGUUCUGCCUAGAUGAUGACGCGUCGCUGAGCGAGGCAACAAAGGCGCUUCGCUCGGAGAACAUAAGUUCGUCAGCUGUCCGUUUUGCCGACAUCUCUGCUGAGGAAUCUCUAGUUGCUGGUCUGACUCGGGCGCACAACAAAAAGGUCAAUGCGUGCAAAGUGCUGGCCAAGGCAAACUUACAUGGAGAACACUCGCCUCGAGCGACCAUGCUAUUGGAGUUGGCCUGCCCCAUCAACAUCAGCUACCAGCCGGGUGACCACGUUGGGGUCUUCCCGUGCAACCGACCGGAUCUGGUGAACGGCCUUCUGGACAGACUUCGGCCAACAAAUGCACCUCCAAAUUGGUGCGACAAGCCUGUCCAGCUGCAGACUCUCAGCGAAAAACCUACUCCAAAUGGUUUGCUGAAGAGCUGGGAUUCGCACCCAAAGCUUUCUUCGGCGUCCAUUCGUACCCUAUUUUCUCGCUACUUGGACAUAACGACACCCCCGGCACCAUCAGUGCUUCGUCUCUUGGCAGCCACCGCCAAAGACGAGCAAGAGCGGAUCGAACUGGACAAGCUUGCUUCCGCAGGCCUAGGAAUAGAUUCCGGUGCUUACGAGGAUUGGCGACACUGGCGGUAUCCGCACCUUCUUGAGGUGCUGCAGCAGUUUCCCUCUUGUCAGCCCGACGUGGCUUUGCUCGCGUCCCAGCUGAGCCCCCUGCAGCCGCGUUUCUAUUCCAUCUCGAGCUCGCCACGCGUCCACCCAGGCGCCAUCCACAUCACCGUCGCUGUCGUCUCGUACAAGGCGCAAGGUGGAAAUGGACCUACGCAUUAUGGAGUGUGCUCCAAUUACCUGAAAGACUGUUCACAGGGAGAACUGCUGCAUGUGUUUGUCAGAAGUGCGCCUGGCUUCCACAUGCCGGAAGACCCAAUGCGUCCGAUUAUCAUGGUGGGGCCUGGCACGGGAAUCGCUCCCUUCCGAGGUUUUUGGGAGCACCGACGGGCUGAGAUCGAGAACGGCAAGAAGGGAAUGAAAGCGGGCCCGAUGUGGCUCUUCUUUGGCUGCAGGAACAAGGAACUAGACUUGUAUAGCGUCGAGAAAAACAAUAUGCUGAAGGCUAAUGUUCUCCAGAAAGUGUUCCUUGCACUUUCCAGGGAAACUACUAUUCCUAAGACUUACGUGCAGGACCUGAUUCGCACAGAGAGCGCCGCCAUCUACAAGCAAAUCGUGGUGCAGAAGGGCCACUUUUACGUGUGUGGCGACUGCACCAUGGCUGAACACGUCUAUCGCACAUUGAAGGAAAUCAUCAAGGUGCAUGGUGGCAUGACUGACGCCUCCGUUGAGACUUACAUGCUGCUUCUGAGAGACGAAAAUCGGUAUCAUGAGGACAUCUUUGGCAUCACUCUGAGGACUGCCGAAGUCCACAGCAAGUCACGGGAGUCAGCUCGCAUGCGGAUGGCCUCACAACCCUAGUAGAUACUCCCUCGACCCGGCACACAAGACACCAAUAUGAAAUCCGCGCGAUAAUUCCCUUCAACGGCUCUAAAUGAUGAAAAGUCCUAAACUCGCUUACCCUUCUUCUCUAGUUAUAUGAACAUGUUACUAUUAAUUUGUGUUGUUAAUAGUAAUUAAUAAAAUAAUUUUACUGGCGUAAAAAAUGAUUCUUAAGACUUGUAUUGAAGCGGAUGAAUUAUUUAUAUAUAAUAAUUAUGUUACAAAUAAGUUUUUAAAAGCCAAAGUAAAUCUUUUUAAAGUUACGUCUUUAAUCCGCAGGUUCUUUCACAAUAUUGUAAAUAAUUAUUGUUAUCUGUAUGAUUAAGGACACAUUCAUUUUUGGUAAUGUUUAUAUUUGAAUUCAAUGAUUUUACUAUAAUUAUAUUAAAUUUAGCAAUUUUCGGAGUGAUUUCUCUUGAUAUAUGAUAAAUAUCCAAUAAUCACAUGCAAAGAGAAUCAAAACUAUGCGCAAUUCGGGAUGUUGAAGUUGACCAUGACUCUCUAUAUAGCAAAAUGCCUCUAUAUUUAAAACUCCUUCAGCAAAAUAAAACAUUUUCUCGCCAACCAUUCAUAUCAUAAAAACUCACACAAUUGAUAUAUUGCUUGCAAAAAAGAUAAAUGGCCUCUGGUCUGCUAGAGUAAUUACUUACUUGACUCGCCGUGACAAUGAUAAAUUUAUGAAAGUGGAGACCUUAGUAUAAAACUUGACGGUCUUGCUCUCCUAUCAUCAUCCGAGUGACAAAAAAUCCCAAUAUUUUACCGCAGCCUCUUUUCUUUUGCAAGAAAAAGUACGCAACUGUUUAAAAACACUUAAAAUAUUGCAUUGUAAUGAAUUACACAACAAUAAAAUUAUUGACUCUGCGCAAAAUGAAAUUCAAAUUUAAUUUUGAUGUUUUGCUUACAACAUGAAAUAAAUGUGUGUCCUGUAUUUACUUCCAGAAUUUAAUCAACAUUUUUUUUUUUU
Neocloeon triangulifer is the source of this 4853-nucleotide messenger RNA. It is a transcript of the gene Nos, whose product is annotated as nitric oxide synthase-like protein. The transcript has 27 exons. The record is from RefSeq and is a predicted model, not a curated record. Gene Ontology annotation, biological process: nitric oxide biosynthetic process. NCBI's taxonomy places the organism in Eukaryota, Metazoa, Arthropoda, Insecta, Ephemeroptera, Baetidae. Bases 293 to 3868 code for a protein of 1191 amino acids. Gene Ontology annotation, molecular function: NADP binding; heme binding; FMN binding.